Brachypodium distachyon (stiff brome) is the source of this 441-nucleotide messenger RNA. RefSeq lists its product as uncharacterized. Gene Ontology annotation, biological process: DNA integration. Gene Ontology annotation, molecular function: nucleic acid binding. Bases 1 to 441 code for a protein of 146 amino acids. Lineage: Eukaryota; Viridiplantae; Streptophyta; Magnoliopsida; Poales; Poaceae. The transcript has 2 exons. The record is from RefSeq and is a predicted model, not a curated record.
AUGGUGGGUCCACUGCGUAAAUCCAAGGAGGGUGGCCACACCCUGGUCCUGGUCGCCAUCGACAAGUUCUCCAAAUGGAUCGAGGCCAUGCCGAUUACCAACCAGGCAGGCACAACUGCCGUCACUUUCUUCCGCUCGAUCGUCUUCCGUUUCGGAGUUCCGCACAACAUCAUCACCGACAACGGCUCCAACUUCAUCUCCAGCGAGUUUCGGAAUAAAGAAGAUGGGGAUACACCUCAAUUACGCCUCCCUGGAGCCUGGGUCGAGGAGUUACCCUCCGUCCUAUGGAGCCUGCGGACGACUCCAAACGGCUGCACAAACUUUACACCGUUCUUCAUGGUGUACGGCGCCGAGGCCGUCCUUCCUUUCGACGUCAGGUUCCACGCACCUCGAGCCGUAGAUCUUCAUGGAGGUGCUCUUUUCAUCAGGUCGAGUGCCUGA